CAAUAUGAUUAUCGAAGCAGUCCUAGCAGGAGGAUCCUGGGUGACUGUUUUUCUAUCCUUCUGUCUACUAUCUCUUUUCUCGACCCUGCUAGUGCAACGUGGAAAAUUUCUACAUGACUUGAGGAACGUGCCUUAUCCUACUGCAUUGCCUAUCAUAGGUAAUGCUUAUCAACUCAACUGCACUCAAGAAGAAUUCUUCCAGAAGUUGAUAAAAUGGGCAUACAAAUUUGGUGAUAUUUAUCUAGUCUGGGUCGGUCUACGGCCUUUUAUCUUCCUUUAUAAAGUAGAGGCUGUACAACCUCUACUUAGCAGCAGCAUACAUAUCGAUAAAAGUCUAGAGUAUCAAUACUUGAAGCCUUGGUUAGGUACAGGCCUGGUAACCAGCAAUGGUGAGAAAUGGCACUUUCGCAGGAAGCUGUUGACACCGACCUUCCACAGCGGCCUCCUGGAAACAUACUUGAAAACCGCGAAAGAAGAAACAAACGUCCUAAUUUCUUGCCUCAGGAAUGAAGUGGACAAAUGGUUCGACAUUGUUCCUUUUGCAAAGCGUGCCGCUCUUGAUAUUAUAUGUGAUACUGCGAUGGGUUAUAAGCUCAACUCGCAAAGGAACUGCGAAGUCUGCUAUGUCAAUGCUGUAAACAAGAUUGCGUCUAUUGUCCAGAUGCGCUUCACAAAUGUAUGGUUAACAUUCGAUUCAAUUUUUAAGUUAACUAAAACAGGACAUGAGCACGACGAGUCCAUUCGAAUUAUACAAAAGUUUGUCAACAAGGUAAUUGCAAAAAGAAAGGCCGAAUGGAAACUCCAAUGCGAUGACAACUUCAACGAUUCAACGAAGAAGAGACGUGCUCUCCUGGAUUUAUUAUUGGAAAUGUCACAUAACGGCACUGUUCUGUCGGAUGAAGAUAUUUGUGAAGAAGUGAAUACUUUUAUGUAUGCUGGACAUGAUACACUGUCCACCAGUAUAUCGUGGGCAUUGUAUGCGCUAGGACGACACCCCAAAUACCAGGAAAAAAUUUUAAAGGAAUACAACGAUGUACUGGGUACAGAUGAAAUUACAUUGGAGAAUAUACAAAAAUUAACAUGGUUGGAUGCUUGCAUCAAGGAGCAGUGGAGAUUAUAUCCUGUGGCCCCGCUUAUAGCAAGGCAAAUUUACAAACCGAUUGAAAUAAUGGGCAAUCAAAUUCCACCUGGCUCGACAGUUCUUGUCAACUCCUAUUUGCUACAUCGUGACGACCGUUACUUCCCCGAGCCGCAUGUUUACCGUCCAGAACGAUUCUUAUCUGAUGGUCCUAAGUUACCUCCUUACGCUUUUAUCCCGUUCAGCGCUGGCUCGCGUAAUUGCAUCGGCUGGAAAUUCGCCACAUUAGUGAUUAAAGUGGCCAUCUUAUCCCUGAUAAAAGCUUUUCAUGUGGAGGCUCUUGAUAAAGAGGACCAAUUGCGUUUUAUAUCCGAAUUGGUGUUGGUCAACGCAAACGGAAUUCGUCUUAAAAUCACGCCGCGUGAACGCGAAGAUUCUUCUUCUGUGUCCUAAAAUGGAUUUCCAACUAUAAUCCAAUAAUUAGGAAUACGCGUACCACAAUUGACUUGGGAUUAUAAGAUCCACUAAAUAUUACCUCCUCGGGGUGUAGGGAGAUUCUGUAUUG
Molecule: messenger RNA, 1643 nt
Organism: Cyphomyrmex costatus
Lineage: Eukaryota; Metazoa; Arthropoda; Insecta; Hymenoptera; Formicidae
Product: cytochrome P450 4c3
Exons: 9
Coding region: 5-1531 (508 amino acids)
Molecular function (GO): heme binding; oxidoreductase activity, acting on paired donors, with incorporation or reduction of molecular oxygen; monooxygenase activity
Source: RefSeq, a predicted model, not a curated record